AUGGCGCUGCACCUAGUGCGGAAGGGAUGUAGAUGUCGCAGAUUCAUUCGGGCAUUUCAUGGCGGAACCAGCGGAGAUCCCGUCCCCCAGAAUAAUGGCAUACAUCGGAUAUUCUCUGGCAUCCAGCCCACAGGGAUCCCUCAUCUAGGAAAUUACCUGGGUGCCAUUGAGAGCUGGGUGAGUCUACAAGAAAAAUGCAGCUCUGUUCUGUUCAGCAUUGUGGAUCUCCAUUCCAUCACUGUCCCCCAAGAUCCAGCUGUUCUUCACCAAAGCAUCUUGGACAUAACUGCUGUCCUUCUUGCCUGUGGCAUAAACCCAGAAAAAAGCAUCCUUUUUCAACAGUCCCAGGUGCCAGAGCACUCUGAAUUAAGUUGGAUCCUUGGAUGUCUGGUCAGGAUGCCACGGUUACAAAAUUUACCCCAGUGGAAGACUAAGAAUACUAGCCUGAAACAAGAGGGAACAGUGGGUCUCUUCACAUAUCCUAUACUUCAAGCUGCAGACAUUCUGUUAUACAAGUCCACACACGUCCCUGUUGGGGAAGAUCAAGUCACACAUAUGGAACUGGCCCGAGAUCUAGCACAACGUUUUAAUAAGAAGUAUGGAGAGUUCUUUCCAGUGCCCAUAUCCCUUUUGACGUCUGUGAAGAAGGUAAAGUCCCUUCGCGACCCUUCGGCCAAGAUGUCCAAAUCGGACCCUGACAAGCUAGCCACAGUCAGGGUGACAGACAGCCCGGAAGAGAUCGUGAUGAAAUUCCGCAAAGCCGUCACAGACUUCACCUCGGAGGUGACCUACGAUCCAUCCACCCGGCUCGGGGUCUCCAACAUGGUUGACAUUCAUGCCGCCGUGACGGGUCUCACCAUAGAAGAGGUUGUCCGGCAGAGUGCCGGCCUCGACACGGCUCGCUACAAAGUCAUGGUGGCCGAGGCUGUGAUUCAGAAAUUUGCGCCAAUUAAGAAUGAAAUUGAGAGACUAAAGAUGGACGAAGGCCACUUGAGAAAGGUUUUACAGGUUGGGGCAGAAAAAGCCAAAGAACUAGCAAAGCCUGUAUGCCAAGAAGUCAAGAAAUUGGUGGGUUUUUGAAAGGACCAUGAUCAAAUAAUCAUGAAUAUCUCCAAGCAAGGCAGCUGACCUCAUACCCAGAAGACUGGAUUAUCUGUUACCUUUUCCUUGGACCAUACCUGCUGACUUCAGAAGAGGAAGCAAGAUUUUGUGCCUUGAAAUAAUUAGCAUUUUUCCAAAUCUCACAAAAUUUUUCCAACAGAAAGAAAGAAAAGCAACAAGCAUGGUUAAAUACUGGAAAAUUCCAUGCUUUUUUUUUUCAGAAUCAAAUAAUCCUAUAGGUAUGGAGGCUUUUUCACCUGUCAACUUCCUUCUGGUUCAUUUUACAAAAGCAAUUUUGAAUUUAUCAGAAUAUAUUCUUAUCCUGGCCUGUUCUGUGAGAGUAGAGAGCAAAGAUUUGGAAGGUAGAAGAAUCACUUGAAUAGGUGGGGCCCAGAGAAGGUUGGGGGAAUAAGCAUUUCUAUAGCAUCUACUAUGUGCCAGGCACUGGGCUAAGAACUCUGUAAGUAUUAUCUCAUGUAGGCAUCAUUAUUAGCCUCAUUUUAUAGUUGAAGAAAUUGAGGCAAACAGAGCCCAAGUGUCCUACCCAGGGUCACUCAGCUAGUAAGUGUCUCAGACUGGAUUUGAGCUCAGGUCAUCCUAAGUCUAGCUACAAAGCUCUGUCCACUACACCACCUUCCUCCCUGCCUAUCUUGGGGCACCAUGGUGUCCUGGAAAGAAUGCUACAUCUGGUGUCAGAGGACCUGAGUUCAGAUCCUGCCAUUCCACAUAGUAUCAUAAAGGGUGACUUUUGGGGGUGUUACUUAAGUUCUCUCGAUUUCUUCAUCAAUAAAAAUGAAGGGUUUGGGAGAGAUGACCACUAAUGUUUCUUCCAGCUCUAUCUAUAAUCCUAAAAUAAUCAAGGGUGUGGAUUUUCCUUACCUCAUCCCUACCCCUAACAAAAAAAACCCUAUGCCAAUAUGUUCCCUAAUUUUUUUUUUAGUAAACACACUAUCCUUCUCAUCACCCUGUGAGGCAGGUGCUUAAAGAGGGAUGAUUUCAAACUGUAAGUUGUUUAGCUUAUUUCUGAUCUCCCACCCUGGAACUUUCAGAGAACUACACCAUUUAAUCUGCUGAAGAAGUCACUUCAGACUUAAUUGUGAGUUACAGAAGAGCCCAGGCUGUCAGAAUAUACUCUUAUAAGUAAUGUCUUGCAUUUAUGUGAUGUCAUUUUAUCCUCAUAAUACCUGGAACAAGCCCUUAACCUUCCUCUCAUUCCAUGCACAGAAUACAGAAGGGAAAUGGUAAUAGAUCUGUGCCCCAAAGGUUCUGUUGAGAAAGGUUUCUGUAGUCUUGAAACUCUGUAUUUCUUCAAGAACUUCACCUCCAGUCUUAUGGAGUUUAUUGAAAAUAAUUAAAAGCGCCAGUCUUCUGUUUAUUUGACUCUUUGUUAGUACAAUGCUUUGCAUGAAGUAAGAACUUAAUAAAUGCA
Gracilinanus agilis (Agile Gracile Mouse Opossum) is the source of this 2530-nucleotide messenger RNA. RefSeq names its product tryptophanyl tRNA synthetase 2, mitochondrial (gene WARS2). The record is from RefSeq and is a predicted model, not a curated record. Gene Ontology annotation, biological process: mitochondrial tryptophanyl-tRNA aminoacylation. NCBI's taxonomy places the organism in Eukaryota, Metazoa, Chordata, Mammalia, Didelphimorphia, Didelphidae. Gene Ontology annotation, cellular component: mitochondrion; mitochondrial matrix. The transcript has 6 exons. Gene Ontology annotation, molecular function: ATP binding; tryptophan-tRNA ligase activity. Bases 1 to 1080 code for a protein of 359 amino acids.